Molecule: messenger RNA, 4973 nt
Organism: Clupea harengus (Atlantic herring)
Lineage: Eukaryota; Metazoa; Chordata; Actinopteri; Clupeiformes; Clupeidae
Product: cytosolic phospholipase A2 zeta-like
Biological process (GO): glycerophospholipid catabolic process
Cellular component (GO): cytosol
Molecular function (GO): calcium ion binding; calcium-dependent phospholipid binding
Source: RefSeq, a predicted model, not a curated record
UAUACAUUCUCUGUUUGUUUGCUUUUGACUUACCCUCAAUUUGACAUCGAUGGUCUCGCUGAGAUAGACGACCAUGUCCAAGUGCCACCAGCUCGAGGUUGUGCCCUACUGGAGUCUCUCGGUUACUGUCCUGCGAGCAGAGCUCCAUCACUCGCAUGACUACUUUUCGGAGUCGGACUGCUACGUGAUUCUAAGGCUCCCCACGUCCUCUGCUCGCUCUCACCGCACCCAGACAGUGCCCAACAGCAACAACCCCGAGUGGAACGAGACGUUUCACUUUCGCAUCCACAGCCACGUCAAGAAUGUUCUAGAAAUGCACGUGUACGAUGAAGACUACUUCACGCAAGAUCUUUGCUCUGUCGUCUUGUUUGAUAUCAGCAAUCUCACCCUGGGCCAGCAGACCAAAAUCUUCAUAAUAAAUGAAAAGACAAAUGAUAAGCUGUGGGUUGAAUUUGAGAUGGCAGAGAGUGCUGAGGAUCCAGGGACGUACCUGUCCAAUGGAGUCCUGGUGGCGGCACCAUUCUCCACUCUAAACAUCACGGCAAAUCUUCUUGGAACUGCACUCCAGAGCCUAUUACUGAAGUUGAAAGGAGCUUAUAAAGAGGAGCAUGUUCUCACUUCUGGCCUGGUGGUACGCUACUACAUCAACAGAGACCUGGAGACAGAGCUCUGUGUCCAGGGUGACGAUACAGUUCAGCCAAUCAAACUUUCACCAGAUACCAGACAGGAAGUGAAAGUGCCUGUUGGAAUGGAUGUUGUUGACCUGGAACUGAAGAGUGAGGAACGGCCAGCGCAGGAGCUGGCAUUGCGUCUGGACUUUGACAUCCCGUCAGCGGAGAAGGACUUCCUGGAGAAGAGGAAGGUGGUGGUGGGGCGGGCUUUGCACAAGCUGCUGGAGCUCAAUUCCCCUCUACAGACAGAUAAGGUCCCCCUGGUGGGUGUGGUUUGCUCAGGGGGCGGGACCAGGGCGAUGACUGGCGCUUUUGGGAGUCUGAAGGGUCUCCAGACUCUGGGAAUCCUGGAUGCCGUCAGCUACAUCACUGGGGUCUCAGGGGCCACAUGGGCCAUGUCAACCCUGUACGAGAAUGCUGAUUGGUCGCAGGGGGACCUGGGUGUGGUCACUGAGCCAAUGAAGGUUGAGAUGAUUAAGAGGUACCAGAACAUCCUGUCCACGGAGCGGCUCAGUUACUACAGGGAGGAGAUGGGGCAGAAGGAGAAGGAGGGACUUCCAGUGUCCUCCAUUGACAUGUGGGGUCUGGCCAUCGAGCACCUCAUCUAUGGGAAGAAAUGGGACAGUACCCUCUCUGACCAGAAGAGGGCGGUGUCAGGGGGACAGAAUCCUCUGCCCAUCUACACAGCUGUGAACAUGAAGACCAGCCUGAAAGGCAUCACAGAGGCCGAGUGGUGUGAAUUUACCCCGUAUGAGGUUGGUUUUCCGAAGUACGGUGCAUUUGUACCCACUGAGGACUUUGGCAGUGAGUACUUCCUGGGUCACCAAGUCAAAAAACUUCCAGAGACUCGUCUGCCUUUCAUGAUAGGAAUAUGGUGCAGCGUUUUCUCCAUCAGCCUUACAGAGCUGUGGCACCUUGUCACAGGCUUUGCUCCAUUCUGGAUAGGUGGUAAUGUCGCCCACACAGAGACGGACAACAAGCCGUCCACGCUGGACACCUUCCUGAUCAAACCAGCCACCGACAUGGUGCAGAUGAUCACCAAGUUCUUCACCAACCGACCCUUCAUCACGCAGAUUUACAACUUUAUGCGAGGCCUCUAUCUCCACUGGGACUACAACACCAGGAUUGGUUUCACCGUAGGACAAGACACACACCCUGAUGCCUUUCCGAACCAGUUGACACCAGCGGACCCAACCCUGAAUCUGGUGGACUCAGGGUUGGCCUGUAACUUGGGGUUCCCCCCUGUGCUGCGACCCCACAGACGUAUGGACCUCAUCCUGUCCCUCAACUACUCCUGGGAGUCUGAUCCGUUUCUGGAGUUGAAGCAAACCCAGCAGCACUGCACUGAUCACAGGAUCCCGUUCCCUCACAUCGAUUUCAGCCGUGUGGAGAAAGAGCCCAUGAAGGAGGUGUACGUGUUUGAGGACGAGAAGAACCCAAAAGCUCCCAUUGUGGUUCACUUCCCUCUUGCCAACCUCACCUUCAGAGAGUUCAAAGCCCCAGGUGUCAGGAGAGAAGGGGAGGAUGAACUGAGGAUGGGAGAGCUGGACGUGAGCAGCAGCGCCUCACCAUACAUCACCGAGAACCUGGCCUACCAGCCCGAGGACUUCCAGAGGCUGAUGGACCUCACUUGCUACAACGUCCUGAACAACCGCGACACCUUGCUGUCAGCUCUGCGCAGGGCGCUACAGAGAAUGAGAGUCCAUGAAGAUGAUGGAGAACACAAAGACCACUGCUGUCCCUGAAUAGAUCCCUCUAAUUAUCAAUUCAAUUCAAUUCAAUUCAACUUUAUUUCGCCAUGUAUAUUCUCCAUGCAGGCUAUAGCAUCACAAAUAGAACAACAAGACAACACAGAACAACAAUACAAGGACAGAUAGUACCAGUAUGAGCAAAAUAAUAAAUAAGAAUGGAGGUAGUGCAACAAUAGUAAUGUUAAAUAGAGUUAAAUAAAGUGCCAUAAAGUUCGUGUGUAAGAGCUAUUUAGGAAGGCUAUUGCUUGGGGGAAAAAAAUGUUGAGGUGACGUGAUGUUUUGGUCAUGAUGGCCCUGUAUCGCUGUCCAGAGGGGAUUCAGAUAGGAACAGGGUUGGGAGGGUUACUUUAAAAAUGUAUUCCGUUACAAUUACUAAUUACCUGUUAAAAAUGUUAUUCAGUAAUCUUAUUCAAGUAUCACAAUAUUUGAUGACUUUCCGUUACUUUUGGAUGAUCUCAAUGCCAAAUUUGAAUGAAAAUGAAGACAACAGAAAAGAGACAUCAAUAAGAUGGCAUUUACUUAAGCGUAUUUUGUAACAGCACAAUGUAACCUUAGAAAAGAACAUGAAGAAACCAAGUCUUAAGAAUAAAUUAUAGGGUGGAUCUACAGAGUAGUAUAGCCUAGUAGUAUAGUUUACAAAUGCUGUUUGAAUGUUGUUUAAGUGAUAGUCGCUUAACUGACUGGAUGUCUGUGUACACGUUAGCAGUGUUGGUGUUACCUGUAAAUGCUUCAUUAAAUGAGUCCUUAGAUAACGACAGUAUUUUCACCGCGGGGAGGCAUAAGGUGCACUGCACUGUUAUGUUCCCUCCCACUUUCAGCUUUGAAGACAAAAUAGUGUCGAUAUUUCCAGCCAGAGAAAGCAUUUUUUAAACUCAGGUCAUCAUAUGGACUUUUAGGUUUCCAAACCAUUUUGAACAGGUUCAUUGUUGUUACUGCAAUCUGUUUUUCAGAAGAAAUUUCUAAGGGGUUACCACAAGUGUUUUCAGGAGAUGCACAUUUUUAUGUUCCCCUCAGAAAUUUUUCCUAAAAAACACUUGUGGUAACAACUCACAACCUGUUCAAAAUGGUUUGGUUUUUGCUUGGCAAAUCUCCCAUGGGUGAGCUCAGUGGUGAUAGGGAGGGUCGAACUGUGCCUUUUUCUACCUUUUUUAUUCCAAUAAAGACUAAAUUCAUUAGAAGUGUGGAGGAGGACAGAAUGAUUUAUUGGGUUAACACAAGUGUUUUCAGGAGAUGCAAAUUCGUAUGUUCCCCUCAGCAAUUUCUCCUGAAAAACACUUUUGGUGACAACUCACAACCUGUUCAAAAUGGGUUGGUUUUUGCUUGGCAAAUCUCCCAUGGAUGCCAUUUUUGCCCAGCCUCUUUCUUAUUAGUCUGCAUAUGUGUAAGAUCUGCGUAAGUGAAGGAACCUCUUGUCUAUGUUUGGGUGAGCUCAGUGAUGAUAGGGAGGGUCGAACUGUGCCUUUUUCUACCUUGUGUAGAACUGACAUCCUUUGGAAGACAGGAAGCUCAGUUUAGUCAGCUGCAAAUAUGACUUGACCUGAAAAAAAAUCUAACAAAAGGUUUGUCAGUGUUUUCAGGAGAUGCAAAUUCGUAUGUUCCCCUCAGCAAUUUCUCCUGAAAAACACUUUUGGUGACAACUCACAACCUGUUCAAAAUGGGUUGGUUUUUGCUUGGCAAAUCUCCCAUGGAUGCCAUUUUUGCCCAGCCUCUUUCUUAUUAGUCUGCAUAUGUGUAAGAUCUGCGUAAGUGAAGGAACCUCUUGUCUAUGUUUGGACUUGACCUGAAAAAAAAUCUAACAAAAGGUUUGUCAGUGUUUUCAGGAGAUGCAAAUUCGUAUGUUCCCCUCAGCAAUUUCUCCUGAAAAACACUUUUGGUGACAACUCACAACCUGUUCAAAAUGGGUUGGUUUUUGCUUGGCAAAUCUCCCAUGGAUGCCAUUUUUGCCCAGCCUCUUUCCUAUUAGUCUGCAUAUGUGUAAGAUCUGCGUAAGUGAAGGAACCUCUUGUCUAUGUUUGGGUGAGCUCAGUGAUGAUAGGGAGGGUCGAACUGUGCCUUUUUCUACCUUGUGUAGAACUGACAUCCUUUGGAAGACAGGAAGCUCAGUUUAGUCAGCUGCAAAUAUGACUUGACCUGAAAAAAAAUCUAACAAAAGGUUUGUCAGUGGUUUACAGUAGUAUCAGAUGUACUUAAAAACAUACUAAAAGUUUACCAAUGUUUGACUCCAAGAAAGGCCCUAUUUUCAAAAUGGCGGCCGUCAGGUCCUUAAAAUGACCAUUACUCCUUUGUUUACUCCUAGACCAGGAAUACUGGUGCCUGAUACAUGUUUUGGCCAUGUAAUAUUCUAAUUAGCAUAUUUGCAUGAUAGAUAAGUGAGUACAAGUACAAGUAUAUAUUAAAGUAAUUGGUUACAAGCAUAUAUAUGUGAAAAAUAAGUAAAAUUCCCCUAAGUAAUUGCAUAUUUCUCCUUUGCCUUGUGUUGGUGGUUUCUGUGGUUCAUAACCAUUUUUUUUAUUCCAAUAAAGUCUAAAUUCAUUAGAAGUGUGGAGGAGGA